Zymoseptoria tritici IPO323 is the source of this 1956-nucleotide messenger RNA. RefSeq lists its product as uncharacterized. Lineage: Eukaryota; Fungi; Ascomycota; Dothideomycetes; Mycosphaerellales; Mycosphaerellaceae. Gene Ontology annotation, molecular function: zinc ion binding; DNA binding. Gene Ontology annotation, biological process: DNA-templated transcription. The record is from RefSeq and is a predicted model, not a curated record. Bases 1 to 1956 code for a protein of 651 amino acids. The transcript has a single exon.
AUGAAUUAUGAUGAGAACCAGUCGCACGUGCAAGUUGUAGACUUCCAGCAACAAGGACCAUGGACUCCGCGAGAAUUGUUCGACUUUGGCGUUGACACGAAUAUGGAGCUGAACGACAUGGAUUUGACAUUUCUCGAUACGUACAACCAUGCAAAUCCCUUCGAUCUGCGUACUCCGAGCAUUGGCUUCCCAACUGCCGGUUCAGACACCAUGCCGAGCUUCACUUCAGCACCAGUGCCUCCAAUGGACACCGCUGCUCUGCCAAAGGCGUCUGUCUGGCGGUUUCGACCUCUCUCGAAGGACUCUGGCAGUGCCGAACAGGUCAAUCUUUCACUUCCGACCCCGACGAGUCUCGACAUCGAUCGAAGGGUGACGUGUGAACCUCUGUCUCAAACCUCUCGGGACAAGAUACUGGCCAUGAUUUUGAGUACUUGUAAGCCCAACAGCAUACCGCGUGCAGUGGCAUGCUUCCCUUCGAUCGGACUGCUCGAUAGCCUCUUCCAGUUCUCUUUGACAUCACCCGGCUCUCAUGCGAAGCAUUGGAUCCAUGCUCCGACUUUACUUGCAGGACAGACACGACCUGAGGUUCUCGCAGCAAUCACUGCUGCCGGAGCUGUCCUGACACCCGAUGCGUCCAUUCGAAAAGUCGGCUACGCUAUUCAGGAAGCAAUUCGAACAGCAGUCGCGGUACAGGUCGAAGAAGACAACACCCUGAUGCGCGAUUUACAAAUAAUGCAAGCUUCUCUGCUACAGCUCAAGAUUGGUCUCUGGAGUGGCGACUCUCGCAAGAUGGAACUAGCAGAAGGCUUCCAGCAAGUCCUCGUCACUAUGGCACGUAGAGGAGGCCUGUUCCGCCGCGGGACCUACGAGCGCAUCGUCCCAUACGCAGAGGAUCAAGGCGAAGUCCUCGAAGGCAAAUGGCGACGAUGGGUCAAGCAGGAGUCCCGAAAACGCUUCGCACUUCACCUCUUCCGCCACGACCUCGAAGCCUCCGUCUCCCUCCUCAGCAGCCCACUCAUCUCCUACGCCGAGCUCUACCUGCCCCUACCCGAGUCCGAGAACCUCUGGCACUCUCCAUCCGCAGAAUCAUGGAAAGCAACGUACAUGCGCAACACCGGUCCUCGUCACGAACGCCAGCCGUCUCUAGUUGACUGCAUUCAAGAUCUCGACAUCCUCGCCGUGCGCGACAUCUUCGUCGACCAACGCCAAGCAUCCAUGGCCGUCCUCGGUGCCGCCUGGCGUAUGAUCUGGGAGUUUCGCCAGCUCGACUCCACGAUGAAAGACACUCACAACCAGUGGAACAACGGCAACAUGCUGAUGUCUACCCGCCACGCCGAACUCACAAAACUCAUGCAGUGCUUCCGCAUUUCCUCAGUCGAAGACACAAAAGUGACCCUCAUCGUCGAGCUCCUGCUCAUGCACCUCCACAUGUCUCUCGACGAUGUCCAGCUCUUCGCAGGCGUCGAGGGUGAAGAAGAGUCUCGCCGCGUAUACCCCUCGCUCGUACAAUGGACCCGUACCGCCACCGCUCGACAAGCCCUCUGGCAUGCGGGUCAAGUUCUUCGCGCCUCCCGCGAUCUCCGCUCAGGUCUCGUGUGCGACUUCGCGGCGAUAGCAGUCUAUCAAGCCAGCUUAGCAUUCUGGUCCUACGGCAUCAUCACACGCGCCACAGAGCCUGGUCCGCCGCCCAGCAACAACGGCGUGGCGUUCUUGGAUGGAGAGGAAGACAACGCUGUCAAGCGGUGGUUGGUGCAUGGCAAGGGAGCGGCUGCGAUACGGACGUGGACGGCCAAGGCACAGAAUGAAGGCGCCGCACUGGUCGCGGAUCCAAAUGAUGUUGUGGGCGCAGUGGUGCUGUUGAUGAGGAGGAGUCAUCAUGAGACGAGGAAUCCGCCGCUGGUGGAUAAUUUGAUCAAUAUUAUGGAGGGGUUGAGAAAAGCGGCGAGGAUUUCUUGA